This is a messenger RNA of Brassica napus (rape), 711 nucleotides long. RefSeq names its product F-box protein At1g69090-like. The record is from RefSeq and is a predicted model, not a curated record. The transcript has a single exon. Bases 1 to 711 code for a protein of 236 amino acids. Lineage: Eukaryota; Viridiplantae; Streptophyta; Magnoliopsida; Brassicales; Brassicaceae.
AUGCUUGUCCCUUGUAGCGGAUCUUACGAUACGAUAUUGUGGAUAGACGAGAGAAGCAAAGAUUACCUUGUUAUAGGAGAAGAUCUUGCUUAUUUCAAGAAAGGUGAUAACUCGUGGAAAAAAAUCUCGGACCAGUUGUCAGGUUCCCAAAAAGGCAUGGUAUUCAAAGAUCACAAGCUCUAUGCUCUCACCGAAGAAGAACUCCGUAUUUUCGACUUUUCUGGUGAGUUUCCUCUGCAAGUUUCCAGAGUUAACGUAGGGGGUUGCGUAAAACUAGAAAUAAAAAAAAUAGGCGGGAUGAGAUCGCCUGCACCAUGGGAAUUCUAUAAGCUUCGCAGGAGGAGUAAUGUGGUACUCACUUUAGGAGGAGAUGUCUUAAUUGUAAGGAGCAAAAGUCCUUGUAUGUCCUGUUCAUGGAACUUUAGAAUCUUCAAGAUGGAUUCAUCAAAUGGAAACAUUAAAUGGAAGGAAAUUUUUUCUUUGGGAGAUGAGGCGAUUAUUUUAGAUUUGGGUAUUACAGUGCUUGCCAAGGACCAGGAAGGCAUCACUAGUAACUCCAUUUACUUCACUGCUCAUGAGAUGGAUUGGUUCGACACUGACAUCUUUGUAUUCAAUCUCGAUACAAACAAGGUUGAACAACUACCACAACUUGUUUCCUCUGUUUCAUUCACUGAAGCUCGUUGGUUCUUACCAAGUUUCAGGAAUGGGUGA